AUGUUAAAAUUUUAAAGAAUCUGUCUAAGAUAAUUUAGUUAAAAAAAAAUAUUAACAGAUGAACAAGUAAAAGAGGGUCUCAGACCCAUUUUAAUGAAAGAAGGCUACUUUGAAGAUGAUUAAUACUUAUAUUACAUUGACAGAGACUAAAGAGUCAGAAAAGUGCCUAGAGAGUACUAAAAGAGAGAGUAAAUAGCAUAUAUCUAUUUCUUCUUAGUGGAGUUUAUAGAGUCAAGUUUCUUGAACCCAUUUAUAGAUGGUGGAUACGCAGAUCACCAGACACUUAAUUUGCAAUAAUUCCUUACUUUUUGUCUGCGCUCUUCUUCACUGUGAUCUACAAUGGAGCCAAUUUCAUCAUUGAGAGAGAAGAUCAAAUAGUGGAAAAGGCCAAGGUAGAUCCAAAUUUCAAUAAAGAAAACCUUGAAAAAUGGAGAACUGAAAAGCAAAAAUAACAAUGAAAUUAAUAACCAAUAUUAUUA
Paramecium octaurelia is the source of this 479-nucleotide messenger RNA. Lineage: Eukaryota; Ciliophora; Oligohymenophorea; Peniculida; Parameciidae. The record is from the annotation of a GenBank genome assembly.